Messenger RNA from Radiomyces spectabilis, 1020 nucleotides. RefSeq names its product PapD-like protein. Gene Ontology annotation, cellular component: plasma membrane; endoplasmic reticulum membrane. Bases 1 to 1020 code for a protein of 339 amino acids. Lineage: Eukaryota; Fungi; Mucoromycota; Mucoromycetes; Mucorales; Radiomycetaceae. Gene Ontology annotation, molecular function: FFAT motif binding. The transcript has 5 exons. The record is from RefSeq and is a predicted model, not a curated record. Gene Ontology annotation, biological process: endoplasmic reticulum membrane organization.
AUGUCUGUCAUUCUAGAGCCAUCUACCCAAUUGACGUUUCAUCGUCCUUUGACGAUUUCCUCCAAAGAGAUACUGACCGUGAAGAAUCCCGGUUCAGAACCUGUAACAUUCAAAGUCAAAACAACGGCACCUAGACAGUACUCUGUUCGACCUAAUGCUGGUCGAAUUGAACCAAAAUCUGAAGUGGAAGUGCAAGUCAUCCUGCAGCCAUUCAAGGAAGAACCAGAGGCUGACUUCAAAUGCAAGGAUAAGUUUCUUGUACAAACAGCUGUUAUUGAACCACAGUUUGAGGAUCUUCCAGUGGGAGAAAUGUGGUCUCGUGUGGAAGCGCAGAAUAAGGAAGGCAUCCACCAACAUAAAAUAAAAUGCGUGUUCUUGCCCGCGUCGACCCAAGAACAACAAGAGACCAAGGAACCACCCGUGAGCCAUCAACAGGCAUCGACGAUCGCUGCUCCUGUACCAGUUCCCACUGUUCCAUCGUCCACAUCUCAUGAACCUGCACCUGUAACAAAUAACCCAGUAUCCGAACCUCAACCCUCCUUUGUGGCUGAACCCCAAUCCCCACCCCAACCCAAACCCAGAGAAGUGCAACCUGUGGCAGCUGAACCUAAGGCACCGUCCGUGGCACCGAGGAGUGUGCAAGAGACACCGAUAGUCACUGACCCUUCAAAGAGUGAACCAAAGGAUGUGAGCGACGUGCCAAAGGCUGUCAAUGUGCCACUGCAAGCCCAGCCCAUUGUGACGGAUAAAGUGACGCCAGUGAGCGAUCAUGAUUUAUUGACAAAAGAACUCCAGGAAGCGCGUGACAUGGUGGAAAGACUGCGAAAAGAAUUGGCUCAGGAACAGGAACAGCGAGGUUUGCGAGAACGUCGUGCUGGGGAAAAGACGGUUCCGUCCACAGAUGCAGUGCAUCAGCACUUGGCUGCGCUCGAAUCUCCUCAAUCGGUGGAAGGUUACCCACCUCAAGUGGUGUUGAUGGUGGCGUUUGCGGUUUUCUUGGUGACUUAUCUUUUCUUUUAG